AUGAGGGAGAAGGAGGCGACUGUGCCCCCCGAGAUGCUGAGCACGUUCAGCCGAAGUCCCACGCUCACAGAUGAUUUACCCGCCUGCCUUCUACAUUGGCAUUCUCACCAUGGCGUGCAGGCACCCGGCAGGGAUUUAUUGCCUUCUACUGUACCUUCCACUGAUCCAAGGCAGUAUUGUGUUCCUUCCCAGUUUGGAUCCUCAGUUAUACCUAAUGCAAAUAUGCCCAAUGUGCUGUCCAGUCAUGUCUACUCAGGUUGGAGCAUCUUACCACCUGAGUCCAUAAACGCCCUGGCCACAAGGAAUGACAUGAUUCAAAGAAGUUUAGGGAUACCAUUCCUCUAUGGCUCCAGCAUCCCUGCAGCCCCAGCCUCCUUCCACGGUAGAAGCAUGCUCCCAGCCAACGACCUGCAUUUUCACCAAAGCACCUUAAGAAACCUUCAGGGAAACUCUGCGCUGGUGGCAACUGGUCCAUACUUUCUAGAAAGCUGGGAACAGAGAUGCCGCCGCCUCCGGAGAGGUACCGGGAAUCAGAAAGUUCUAGACAGUGAUACCGAUCUCUCCAAAUAUCAAGGGGAAUUUAAAAUCCUAGACCAGACUCGUGUUGCUCCCUGUGAAAAGGAUGGCUUUGCAAAGGAUCUUGAUGCGGAAGGACUCCACAAUCGGAAGUCAAAGCCACCUGCUGCUCCUGCCCAAACCCGGGGACACUUCGAGGUCCCCCAGAGGACGCCCUGGGCAGCUCACAGCACCUCCCUGAAGGCGAAGACCUGGGAUGGUGGGAAGGAGAAGCCUCCACAGCAGUCGUUGGGAGCCGCCACUAAGAAGAGCCCAGGUCUCCCAUCGGCUCUGCCAGGAACACAUGGGCCGCUUGCAACUGGAGAGACUCUUUCUUUGGAUGAAGACAUGCAGAAAUGGACCAUAGACGAUGUUACCCAUUUCAUUCAUAGCCUUCCAGGCUGUUCAGCCUAUGCUCAGGUGUUUAAAGAUCACGCGAUCGAUGGAGAGACUCUGCCGUUCCUCACCGAGGAGCAUCUUCGAGACACGAUGGGACUAAGGCUGGGGCCUGCACUGAAGAUUCAGUCUCAGGUAUCUCAGCAUGUGCAAAGUAUCUUCUACAAGAAAAAUAUUUCACGUCCUAUCCAGGAAUAUUCUACAAGGCAAGCGUUUGCCCCACCAGCAGAUCCACCAUCUUCUCUUUGGGAUCUUAAUUCCUGGAGUGAUACAUCAGGCAUUCCUUGCUCCCAGGAUAUAACUCUCACAGGAAUUGAGCAAGACAAUAUGAGAAAUUAA
Echinops telfairi (small Madagascar hedgehog) is the source of this 1290-nucleotide messenger RNA. RefSeq names its product sterile alpha motif domain containing 7 (gene SAMD7). The coding region runs from base 1 to 1290 and encodes 429 amino acids. The record is from RefSeq and is a predicted model, not a curated record. The transcript has 7 exons. Gene Ontology annotation, molecular function: protein binding. Lineage: Eukaryota; Metazoa; Chordata; Mammalia; Afrosoricida; Tenrecidae.